CAGUGUGGCGACAGAGUGAUGCCAGAUAUCGCUAUUGGACCACGUUUAUCAGACGAUAAACCACUAAAUGGCAACGCUGCAUCGAAACCGCAAGCCACGCUACGUGAACCACGUUUGUACGUAGGCAGGCCACAUAGCGAGGCUUAGCAGACGUAGCUCCCAGCAGCGUUCAGUUUCCCUGGCGAUGUGAUGAGGUGAUGAUGGUGCAGAACGUCGACCCCAUGGAACAGCUGAUAGAGGAGGUUAAAAAGCGUCCAUGCUUGUACAAUCCGAAGCUGGAGGAGUAUAGAGACAACCAGAUUAAAGACGAUGUCUGGGAAGAAAUAGCCACCACGUUGAAUAGAGAUUGCAGGACUAUCAGACAGGAGUGGAAGAGGCUUAGAGAUUGCUUUCGUCAAGCAACAGCUCGCAGGAAAUCGACUUCCUUAUCCCGGAAGCGAUGGAAACCUUGGCGUUAUGAGAAGCAGAUGGAGUUUGCAGCUCCUUAUAUAAAUUCUAAGGUGGCUACUACCAACGCCACUGACAUCCAGAAAGGUGGUGAUGAGGACCUCGAUGAAGAUGUAGGUCUAGCUCUUGUGGCCGUCGAAAUGGCGGAGGAGAAGGAGCCUUCGUCGUCCAGUCCUGUAGAGGCUGAGAGACCAGAAACGAAGUAUACCAGUAGUGCAUCUGGCGAACACGACUUCGAAAGUCCAUCGGCAGUUCUGGAUGAUCUUCCACAGGAAACGGAAACGAAUGCACAGAGUUUCAGAAACCACACGUGCAAGAAGAGGAAAGUGGUCGCACCUCAUUCCAAUAGCUUCUGCACGGGUCUGCCAGAUGGGAAGUUAUCAGAUCAGGACGACGACCUGGACCUCUUCUUCAGGAGCGCCUGUCUGUCUACCAGAAGGUUGCCUCGGAAACUGCAGAACCAGAUAAAGAGAGACCUUUUGGACAGCAUCCUAAGUGCAGAAGAGCUGUAUGAGGGCGAAGUCCCAGAAUCUAAGAAUCGUGACCUCCUUGCUAUCUCCCACUUGCAUUGUUGUAACAAUAAUUAAUGAUGUAUUGCAGACAGAAUACUGGAACUGGCAUUGAGUAACUGUAUAUGAGUGCUUUAUAAUAAAUAUUGAUUUGACUUUUU
Macrobrachium nipponense is the source of this 1117-nucleotide messenger RNA. RefSeq lists its product as uncharacterized. Gene Ontology annotation, biological process: regulation of transcription by RNA polymerase II. The transcript is spliced from 3 exons. Gene Ontology annotation, cellular component: nucleus; transcription regulator complex. Lineage: Eukaryota; Metazoa; Arthropoda; Malacostraca; Decapoda; Palaemonidae. Bases 198 to 1034 code for a protein of 278 amino acids. The record is from RefSeq and is a predicted model, not a curated record.